Molecule: messenger RNA, 1101 nt
Organism: Trichoderma reesei QM6a
Lineage: Eukaryota; Fungi; Ascomycota; Sordariomycetes; Hypocreales; Hypocreaceae
Exons: 4
Coding region: 1-1101 (366 amino acids)
Source: RefSeq, a predicted model, not a curated record
AUGGGCGAGGCAUUCCAGUGCUAUCCCAUCGUCGUCGGCAUCGUGUCCCACAUUGAUCUCAACACCCUCGACGCAUUGGCCCGCUCGUGCCGCCUCAUCCACGAUGGCCUGAUCCAAUACCGAACGAGCCUCAUGGCGGCGACGCUGCGCUGCUCCCGAGAGGCCGUGCCGGUCGACCCAGAGCAGACGCUCCGAUACCGCGCGAGGGCCAGCGACUGGAACUACAUGGACGAUGGGCGCAACUGCAACGGCAAGGCGGGCAGCUGCGCUCGCGACCUGGUGACUGAGUGCAGGAGAUGCGCCGACGUGAUUUGCAGGAACUGCGCCAUCAAGCCUCCUCUCUCGACUGCUCUACGCGAGCGUCAUCGUCGGCUGUGCGUCACUUGCGCCAAGGCUCCCAUUGCGGCGCUGGCGUCGCCGGCGCUGGAUCCGUCUCUGGGUCUCGACUCUGAAGCCGUGCAGCGUGCAGUCUGUCAGUGCGACACCGAGGGCGUCUGGCUAUGCCAGCCUUGUGGCCAUAGCAUCCGCAAUGCAGAUCACGACUACAAGGGGAUCUGGCGUUGGCGCACCAAGUACGGAGGCUUUACCGGCAUCGGAGACGGCGACCGCGGCGUCAUCUGUGGGCGCGAGGAAGCCUGUCUCGCCGCCCGCGAACGGGAGCAGGAGACGGACUGCGACGCCGAAGAUGCCCGGGGUAAUACCCUGGUCCCGUGGUCGACCGGGUCCUCGUCCGGCACCCCGAGCCCGGGCUCGGGCCCACACCACUCCGGGACCCCCCCUGGCGGCGGUGCCGGGUUCCCCUUUCCCGCCAACGGCACCAUCGAGUCCAUCAUCGACGAGAUGCGGCACCAGCGGACGCCGUCGCCGCAGCUGGGGCCGGGCUACGAGAGGCACGAAAUCGAGGGCAUUGGCGGCAUCGUCAAGCGCAAGCUCGUCCGCAUGGUGCGCGUGGGGGCUUGCGUGCCCGAGUGGGAGGACGAAAAGGGCAGCGGCAACAAGAUUCUGGCCCGCGAGGUGAAUGGCGCGGCGCGGAGCUGGUGCGGCUGGUGCUGGAGAGUCAUUCCGGGCGAAAAGGACAAGAAGCAGGUUGCGAAGCAAUGA